UGAUGGAUGAUGACAAGGAAUUCAUAGAAGCUAUCAAAGAUGCCAGUUUAUGUAGUUCUGCCACAAAUGCCAGGAAGCUUUUUGCGAGGAUGUUGGUAUCCAGAUCUAUAUCUCAGCCUCAUGUUGUGUGGGAAGCUACUUGGGAGUAUCUUACCGAAGAUAUCCUUUACAAGAAGCGGCGAGAAACUGGACGACCUGAUAUGAACUUGACCAUAGAGCAGAUCAAAAAUAUUGCUCUUACUGAGAUCGAAAAUCAUUUGCUCAGCAAUGGUCGUAGCCUCAAAAAAUGGCCCCUCAUGCCAAAGCCAGAAGAUUUUGGCUGUUACAACGGCAAUCGCCUUAUAGAUGAUGAGCUUAAAUAUGGUGUGGAAGAUCAGCUAAAGGAAAAUGAAAGACUUAUGGCGAUGAUAACAGAUGAGCAAAUAGGGGUAUACAACCAGAUUCUGAAUGCAGUUUUAAAUGAUAGCGGUGGAGUGUUCUUUCUUUCUGGUUAUGGAGGCACAUGAAAAACCUUCGUAUACAGAGCACUCUCAUCAGCGAUCCGAUCUAGAGGUAUGAUUGUUCUAAAUACCGCAUCCAGUGGAAUUGGUGCAUUGUUGUUGGAAGGAGGUAGAACCGCACAUUCCAGAUUUGGUAUUCCGAUAGAUGCAGACGAAUUCAGUACUUGCAAGAAAAUGGAGUCAGGAUCAGAUCGUGCAGAAUUAGUUAAAGCGGCAAAGUUAAUUGUAUGGGAUGAGGCACCUAUGAUGAGCAGACAAUGUUUCGAGACGUUGGAUCGCACUAUGCGUGAUAUUAUAAGAUCUUCUGAAGACAAACCUUUUGGGGGUAAAGUUGUUGUUUUUGGUGGAGAUUUCAGACAAAUUUUACCGGUUAUACUUGGAGGUGGUAGAGCAGAGAAUGUUUUGGCUGCUCUGAAUUCGUCAUAUCUUUGGGAGCACUGUAAAGUUUUGAAGCUAACAAAAAACAUGAGAUUGCUCGCUGGUCUUACUGAUGAUGUAGCAAAAGAGCUUCAAUCCUUCUCAAACUGGAUUUUGGAUAUUGGAGAUGGAAAAAUAAAUUUGCCUAACGACGGUCAAGUUGAGAUUGACAUCCCUUCUGAUUUGCUGAUAAAAAUUAGUGGAGAAGAACCUAUUGAGACUAUGGCAAAAGAGGUUUAUGGACAAGCUUUUCAAACCUCAAUAGAUAAGGAUUUGUAUAGACAUCGAGCCAUUCUUACUCCCACAAAUGAUGAAGUGGAUAAAAUAAAUGAUUACAUGCUUUCGCAGUUGCCAUGUGAAGAGAAGGUUUACCUUAGCUCUGACAGUAUUAUCCCAUCCGAUGUUGACAUAGAAGAAAAUGUAGUAUAUCCUGCAGAGUUUUUGAACAGUGUUAAAGUGGUUGGACUGCCUAUACAUUGUUUGAAGCUCAAGGUUGGUGCUCCUAUCAUGUUUCUUCGUAACAUGGAUGUUGCAGAUGGCUUAUGUAAUGGUACUAGGCUAAUUGUUACUCAGUUACUGCCCCAUGUGAUAGAAUGUAGAAUUAUAACCGGAAACAAUAUUGCUGGAUAUCCGGUUUGGAUCCCUAGAAUGUUUGUCACACCACUUGACACAAAGUUUCCCUUCAAAAUGCGUCGAAGAUAGUUUCCAGUUACAUUGGCUUUCGCGAUGACCAUCAACAAAAAUCAAGGUCAAACACUGGAAAGUGUUGGUUUGUUUCUGCCUAUGCCAGUGUUCUCUCAUGGUCAGCUCUACGUUGCACUUUCAAGAGUUAAGUCGAGAUCUGGAUUAAAACUCCUAAUAACUGGUAAAGAAGGGAAGCCGGAGACAAAAACAUUGAAUGUUGUCUACAAACAAGUUUUUCAGAAUAUUCCGUAGUCAGGAUGGGUAGUGAUGAGUUAGGAGACCGAUUGUAUUUGAUUACCAUCCAGUUUUCCGACUAUUUCGAUGAUGCUUUUCUCCAUGGCUGAUGCUUUCUCCCAAAGACGGUGGUAUUAUGAUGGUGUGGGCCGGUCACCUGGUACAAAUUGGAAGAGAAGUACACGUCAUUUAAAUCAGUAGAAGUUGCCAAUGAAUGGCUGGAUUAUUAUUUGUGCGUUUUGUGAACCUGACAAUAUUUGUUAUCAGAUUCAUAUGGAUGUGGAGGUGGAUAAAAACUCAAAAACCAUUCAAGUUUGUCAAUAAUCUUAGGAAUUGUAGAGAAACAUUGGACAGGUAGUGGAACUUUGUUUCACUCGGCGUUGGCUCUAUUUUGACUAUGAAAGAAAGUGAAUGCACUUAAGGUCAACGCUUCACGAACUGAA
Brassica oleracea var. oleracea is the source of this 2278-nucleotide messenger RNA. RefSeq names its product ATP-dependent DNA helicase PIF1-like. The transcript has 6 exons. Gene Ontology annotation, molecular function: DNA helicase activity. Lineage: Eukaryota; Viridiplantae; Streptophyta; Magnoliopsida; Brassicales; Brassicaceae. Gene Ontology annotation, biological process: DNA repair; telomere maintenance. Bases 555 to 1619 code for a protein of 354 amino acids. The record is from RefSeq and is a predicted model, not a curated record.